This is a messenger RNA of Exophiala bonariae, 798 nucleotides long. RefSeq lists its product as uncharacterized. NCBI's taxonomy places the organism in Eukaryota, Fungi, Ascomycota, Eurotiomycetes, Chaetothyriales, Herpotrichiellaceae. Bases 1 to 798 code for a protein of 265 amino acids. The transcript has a single exon. The record is from RefSeq and is a predicted model, not a curated record.
AUGAUCAGGCGCACACAAGAGAAGGACAGAUCUAGAACACGAUCUCCUCUCGCCGAAAUCUCUCACAAUAUUGAAACAUUGACACUGGAUGUUGGUGGGGGAAUCAGUCCUUGGGGAGCGCCAUCUCACAAAGAGAAGGAUUGGGGUAGUCCUUCUCGAGUAAAAGCUGACAGAGCAUGGUUGGAGGAGCAUGGAGAGAGGAACGUUGACCUACAAACCAUUCGAGAAAGCAUGUCUUCCACAGCCUCUUCUUCUGACGAGGCAUCUACUGCCAUCUACUCACCGACCCGCCAUGACAGACCCAUGUACGACCAUGAUGAAAACCGCUCGUAUCACGAUUAUGAUGAAGAUUACGAUCGACGAAGGCACAUGGAUACCACAGAACGGAAUCUUCAGAUUGAGAUUCGGAGUAUCAAUGAUGACUAUGAACGACGAAGUCGACGACCGACACAUCAUCGUCAGAGGCACGAUAGCCAGGAAAGCUUCCACUCCAUGCACAGUUCUCAGUCGUCUGGGCGCAGACUCAAGCCUGCCACAACGACUUACACAACAUAUGACUACUAUGAGACUCGUGACUCAGCAUAUGGAUCACUAGAGUCUCGAGGCUCCAACGGAUACGAGGUCGCAAAGACUGAGCCAUACAUGUACUCACCACAGUCGCAUACCUUGAAGCUGAAGGCACCUUCAACAACCGCUCACGGGGUCUAUCACACUGGCUUCGGCAUCAGCACCGGAGGAGGAGCAGUUGACAUUGUCACACGCGCUCCUCACUAUACCUACAGUCAUCGACGAUACUAA